CGUAGAAAAAGAUUGCAAAAAAGUACGAGUGCAGAGGCCGAAUAAUUCAAGGGAACUGUUGUAUAUCAAGCCACACAAAGGUAUUCAAGAGAAACUUCUGAUAGCACCAAAACAUUCCAGUAAAGAUGGAGCUAGCUUAAAGACUGAGAGGAUUACCAGGAGUAAUGUAUUGGACAGGCUACAGAAUUUUUUGCCCCGGAUGGCCCAGGCCAAUGAGAAGCUAAAAACAGAGAUGGAGAAAGCACCAGCUGGCCAGUUUAACAUUGAAAGCAUUGAUGACAGCUCGAAACAAAUAAUUGAAAUGGAUGUGGCAUUAGUGGAACUAAGUGAUUCAGAAUGUGAUGAUACAGAAGACUCUUCGUCAGAAGAUGAAAGCUCGGAACUAGACAGUGAGGAGGAGGAGGGCAACCUCCGACUCCCAGGAAAUCAGAAAAAGACGAAGGCAAAAAUUGAGGUGAUGGACAAAGUAAAUGGAUAAACUGCUUCUGUGAAGUUCACUGUUGACUUUAAAAUAACUAAUGUAUACAGAAUAAGGAGCCAUUGUUUACAGUGAAGACAUAGGUGACAUGUAUUUCUUUUCUUUGAGCAUUUUGUUGCACCUGUUAAUAUGUUUGGCUGCUUUGAACUAUACUGUAAUAUUUUACCAGUACUAUUAUGCAUUAAAUAUUGUUGACCAGUGAGCCCAAUCAUGAGAGUUUUGCCACAGAAAUAACGACUCCACUUUGCACUUGUGGAUCCUGAGGCCUUGUUCAUCAUGUGUGUAAUUCACCCACUCAUUAAAAGACACGUGGCUUACACUGGAACCAA
Molecule: messenger RNA, 807 nt
Organism: Polypterus senegalus (gray bichir)
Lineage: Eukaryota; Metazoa; Chordata; Cladistia; Polypteriformes; Polypteridae
Gene: nopchap1
Product: NOP protein chaperone 1
Exons: 4
Coding region: 200-478 (92 amino acids)
Biological process (GO): box C/D snoRNP assembly
Molecular function (GO): box C/D methylation guide snoRNP complex binding
Source: RefSeq, a predicted model, not a curated record